Fusarium venenatum is the source of this 2442-nucleotide messenger RNA. Its product is annotated as glycoside hydrolase superfamily. Gene Ontology annotation, biological process: glucan catabolic process. Gene Ontology annotation, molecular function: beta-glucosidase activity. The record is from RefSeq and is a predicted model, not a curated record. Lineage: Eukaryota; Fungi; Ascomycota; Sordariomycetes; Hypocreales; Nectriaceae.
AUGGCUAGCCUUCGAUCCGUGCUGGUCUCCGGCCUGUUGGCCGCGAGUGUGAAUGCUCAAGACUUUGGUGGUAAUGGUCGCGACGAAGAGGCCUUCAGCUGGGUUCAACCCAAGAAUACCACCAUCCUAGGACAAUACGGCCACUCACCCGAGUUCCCUUCCACCUAUGCUACUGGCAAGGGAUGGGAAGAGGGCUUCGCCAAAGCCAAGGAGUUCGUCUCCAAGCUGACUCUCGAAGAAAAGGCCGACAUGGUCACUGGAACUCCCGGUCCCUGCGUUGGAAACAUUAUCGCCAUUCCUCGUCUUGGUUUCAACGGUCUCUGUCUCCAUGACGGCCCUCUCGCUAUCCGAGUCGCCGACUACGCCAGCGUCUUCCCCGCCGGUGUCUCCGCCGCUUCCUCUUGGGACAAGGAGCUUCUCUACCAGCGCGGUCUCGCAAUGGGUCAAGAGUUCAAGGCCAAGGGUGCUCACGUCCUUCUUGGACCUGUCGCUGGUCCUCUUGGACGCUCGGCCUACUCUGGUCGUAACUGGGAGGGUUUCUCCCCCGACCCCUACCUGACUGGUGUCGCCAUGGAGCAGACCAUCAACGGUCAUCAGGACGCCGGUGUUCAGGCUACUGCCAAACACUUUAUCGGCAACGAGCAGGAGGUUAUGCGAAACCCCACUUUCAAGAAGGAGGGCUAUGUCGGUGAGGUCGACGAGGAGGCCCUCUCCGCCAACAUGGACGACCGAACCAUGCACGAGCUUUACCUCUGGCCCUUUGCCAACGCCGCCCAUGCCAAGGCUGCCAGCUUCAUGUGCUCUUACCAACGUCUCAACGGCUCAUACGGCUGCCAAAACUCCAAGAUCCUCAACGGUAUCCUCCGCGACGAGCUUGGUUUCCAGGGUUAUGUCAUGUCCGAUUGGGGUGCUACCCACGCCGGUGUUGCUGCCAUCAACAGCGGUCUUGACAUGGACAUGCCCGGUGGUAUCGGUGCCUACGGCAUGAACUGGAAGGCCGGAUCUUUCUUCGGCGGUAACUUGACCAACGCCGUCACCAACGGCACCCUUGAGGAGGCCCGUGUCGAUGACAUGAUCAUGCGUAUCAUGGCUCCUUACUUCUGGCUCGGCCAGGACAGCGAGGAGUUCCCCUCUGUCGACGAGUCCAGUGGUGACCUCAACACCUUCUCUCCCCGAAGCACCUGGCUCAAGGAGUUCAACUUUACCGGCGAGCGUAGCCGUGACGUCCGUGGUGACCACGGUGAUCUGAUCCGCAAGCACGGCGCCGAGACCACCGUCCUCCUCAAGAACGAGAAGAACGCCCUUCCCCUCAAGAAGCCCAAGUCCAUUGCUGUCUUUGGUAAUGAUGCUGGCGAUAUCACUGAGGGUUUCCUCAACCAGAAGGACUACGAGUUUGGUACUCUUGUCGCUGGUGGUGGCUCCGGAACUGGUCGUCUUACUUACCUCGUCUCUCCUCUUACUGCCAUCAACGCUCGUGCUAAGCAGGACGGUACUCUUGUCCAGCAGUGGUUGAACAACACUCUCAUUGCUACAUCCAACGUCACUGACCUUUGGAUCCCCGCUGUUCCUGAUGCCUGCCUUGUCUUCCUCAAGACCUGGGCUGAGGAGGGUGGUGACCGUGGACACCUCAGCGUCGACUGGGACGGUGACGAUGUUGUCAGGUCUGUCGCCAAGUCUUGCAACAACACCAUCGUUGUCACUCACUCUUCCGGUAUCAACACUCUCCCCUGGGCCGACCAUCCCAACGUUACCGCCAUCCUCGCUGCCCACUUCCCCGGCCAGGAGUCUGGCAACUCUCUUGUCGACCUUCUAUACGGUGAUGUCAACCCCUCCGGUCGUCUUCCCUACACCAUUGCUUUCAACGGCACCGACUACAACGCUCCUCCCACCACUGCUAUCAACACCACCGGUACCGACGACUGGCAGUCUUGGUUCGAUGAGAAGCUCGAGAUUGACUACCGCUACUUUGACGCCCAGAACAUCUCUGUCCGCUACGAGUUCGGUUUCGGUCUGUCUUACUCCACCUUUGAGCUCUCCGACAUCUCCGCUGAGCCUCUCGCCGACGACAUCACCGCCAUGCCCGAGGCCCUUCCCGUCCAGCCCGGUGGUAACCCCGCCCUCUGGGAGACCAUCUACAACGUUACUGUCUCUGUCACCAACAGCGGCAAGGUUGACGGUGCUACCGUUCCUCAGCUCUACGUCACCUUCCCCGAGAGCGCUCCCGAGGGUACUCCUCCUAAGCAGCUCCGUGGUUUCGAGAAGGUCUUCCUUGAGGCUGGUGAGAGCAAGAAUGUCAGCUUUGAGCUGAUGCGCCGUGAUCUCAGCUACUGGGAUAUUGUUUCUCAGCAGUGGGUCAUUCCUGAGGGCGAGUUUACCAUUCGUGUUGGAUUCAGCAGCAGGGACUUGAAGGAGGAGACCAAGGUUACCCUUGUUGAGGCUUAA